AUGGCGGCUCGCUAUGAUGUGAGGUCCAAGCUUGUCCGCACUGUACCCUCUGAGUACAUAAUAUCCCCGAAUCCUGACCCAAACGACCCCAAGUUACCCACGCCUCCUAUCGGCACUUGCCGACAUUACUUGUCAACUCCGGCUGGUCACCUCGAGAUACUUUACGCUUUGCCCGGCCAUGCGACAAUCGAUUCAUCAGUUGAAGAGUCAUGGAAGGCACCCGUUCUCUUCCUACACGGUGGAUUCGGUUCAGCCAACUGCUACUCCAACUUCCUCCCGUGGUUUGCGGAACGUGGUCGACCAGCCUAUUCACUGUCAGAUGUCUUUGCCGAAGAUGUUAUUGCGGCCCUCAAAUUCAUACGCAAACGACAUGCCAAUGUAGGCCCUAUUACCUUGGUUGGACAUUCAGCUGGUGGAGGAUUAGCGCAGUAUAUAGUUGGUAAUGGUAGGGCAGAGGGAGUUAGAAAGCUGGUUGUUUUGGCGGGGAUUCCCAGCUUCGGAGCAUGGAGAAUAUACCUAAAUUGGCUUAUACUUGAUCCGUGGUUCUUGGUUAGAGCAUUAUGGGAUCUCUACCACCCUCGCACAGCACUCUCUUCCACUAAACUCGUUCACCGCGCGUUCUUUUCGCCAAACUACCCAAUCAAGAAGGUCCAGGCGUUUGAAGCUGAGAUGGCCCCAUUUGAAUCCAUGUCAUGGCCUAUGGGAAUGAUGUUCCCAUUUGUCUCGCCCAUGCGGGUCCUCAACAAUCUUGGCAUCCACGGCUCAAAGACUCCACUUCUUACCAUUGCCGGAGCACAAGACACCCUCGUCAGUGUACCUAUCAUGCGGCGUCUAGCUCACUUGUAUGCGGCUACCAGUAUUGGAAUAUAUGGCAGCAUAACCAAAACCAAGAGGAAACUCGAGUUUGCAGAUGUAUCGAAUAUACAGGAUGGAUUCGUAUCCGGGAUUACCCAGACAGACGAAAAUAACGGGAAAGUAUGGUUCGCUGAAAUCAAAUCGCCAGGAGCGGGGCAUAACUUGAUGAGAGAUGAUGGGUGGGAGAAGUGUGCGAGGGUAAUUGAUGUGUUCUUGGACGAGUGA
Rhizoctonia solani is the source of this 1080-nucleotide messenger RNA. RefSeq names its product alpha/beta hydrolase family protein. Bases 1 to 1080 code for a protein of 359 amino acids. Lineage: Eukaryota; Fungi; Basidiomycota; Agaricomycetes; Cantharellales; Ceratobasidiaceae. The record is from RefSeq and is a predicted model, not a curated record. The transcript is spliced from 6 exons.